UACGAAGGCUCCCUCUACACCAAAUACAUCAGCCCCACCCUAGGCACCGGUCUCUACAUCGACGAAGCCAUUCCAGCAGGCAGCGCCAUCGUCGCCGAACGCGUCCUCUGGAUCAGCGAGACCGAACAAGACACCUGCACUACCACAGCAGACGCCACCCUCCUCCUAACCCGCAAGCUCGAAGCCAUGGGCAAAAAAUGGACCGCGCGCUUCAUCGCCCUGUCCGAAGACUCCGACCGCACCAGCGGCAACGCCCUCGGCGAAAUAUGGGACACCCACAACAUCCCCACUGUCUGGAACUCCAAACGCGGCGCCAUUUUAGGCCCCAACCUCGCGUGGAUCAACCACUCCUGCACCCCCAACUGCACCCUCACCAUAACCCACCGCUACCCAUGCGGAAAAGACGGCCGACGCAAGCCCCACACCAAAGCACUCAUGGGCCGCGCCAUCCUUCGCGCAGCAAAAGACAUCCCCCCCGGCGCGGAGCUCACAAUCGGCUACUUCCACCCGGCCGGCUGCGUCGCCUUCCGCGGCAUAAACUGCUACCUGCGGUUCGGGUUCCACUGCGCCUGCCACUGCUGCACGCAGCUGCACUCCGAGCUCGAAGAAACCCUCGAGGGCACCCACCGGCUCGGACUGCUCCUGCAGACGCCCGACCUCGUCACCACCUGGCCGGCCGGCUUCUUCCAAGUCGCCCACGACCUGGAGUACUGCAUCGCGAGCGUCACGCCUUAUGAUAUCCGGCUUGCUCUGACGUGGGCAAAGUGCGCCCUUGUCGCGGGUUACCACUCUGACUUGGCGCGCGCGAUCUGCUUCCUCCGGAAGGCGAGACGCCUGGCUAUGCUGAUUGAGGGCCCCGUGGGUAAGUUCUAUGAUCAGCUGAUGAGGUGGAGUCAGUCUCCGGAGCUGAUGCCUGGGUUUGGCGCUUCCACUCGCGGGCUGUCUUCCUUUGCGGAGUCUGAUGUGGUUGUUGAUGAUGGCGUCGAAGAUGAGAAUGUUCUUUACAUGACUGAUGCGAAGAGUCUAUCGGAGUAUAUCCGCGUGUCACAGUACGAGCGAAUC
Aspergillus campestris IBT 28561 is the source of this 1062-nucleotide messenger RNA. RefSeq lists its product as uncharacterized. The transcript has a single exon. The annotation marks the transcript as partial. The record is from RefSeq and is a predicted model, not a curated record. Lineage: Eukaryota; Fungi; Ascomycota; Eurotiomycetes; Eurotiales; Aspergillaceae. Gene Ontology annotation, molecular function: protein binding.